This is a messenger RNA of Monascus purpureus, 1008 nucleotides long. NCBI's taxonomy places the organism in Eukaryota, Fungi, Ascomycota, Eurotiomycetes, Eurotiales, Aspergillaceae. The record is from the annotation of a GenBank genome assembly.
AUGAAGUGUCUCCUUUUCUCAUGUGUGCUCCUCGCCUCGUACGUUGCAGCACACAUGCAGUUACUCAACCCGCUCCCAAUUAGGAGCCCGUUAAACACAGCCAACAAUGGACCCAAAGACUAUUCCUAUACCAAUCCCCUAUCUGCGAGCGGCUCGGAUUUUCCUUGUAAGGGCUAUGCUAAUGACCCCUUCCAGUCCGUUGCGGAUUACACUGCUGGAAAAACAUAUGAACUGGCCAUUACCGGCAGCGCCACCCACGGUGGAGGUUCUUGUCAGAUUUCUCUGUCUUACGACAAGGGCAAGAGCUUCCAUGUUAUUCAUUCGAUGCUUGGCGGCUGUCCUCUGAAGCAGUCGUACAACUUCCAGAUCCCCACUGAUGCCCCGUCCGGACAGGCAUUGCUGGUGUGGACUUGGUUCAACAAGAUUGGCAACCGUGAGAUGUACAUGAACUGCGCUCAAGUCACCAUCCAUGGCGGCAAGACUCGUGAACACCCUCGUGAUUUGUCUGCAAAGUCUCCCACUCGUACUCCCUUCAACAACCUUCCCUCUAUUUUUGUGGCCAAUGUCAACGUCAACAACAGACCUUGCUCGACCAUCGAGGGCGAAGAAGUCAACUUCCCCGAACCUGGAGACAGUGUUGAGGGCAAGCUGUCUGGUCAGGGUUUCACGUGCAAGCGCAGCGCUGCUGAGGAUUCUCUUGAUGUCAAGGAAGCUCUCCCUCCGCACUCGGCUACAGCAUUGCAGCCGAAAAGUCUUACACCUACUACUAGGAUUCCCAAGCCUGGACCUUGGCAUACCUCACAUUCUAUUUCCAAGUCUGAGCACCAUUCUCACCAUGCUACUGGCACUUCUAAGCCAGGACAUCCUACAUCUUGUGUUUCGAAUUCUGGUCACCAUUCGCAUCACACUGGGACGGCUUCGCAGCCCGGACGUCCCAUACCUUCUGUUACGACUUACUUGUCGCUCCCUAGCCAUUGGACUACCAUCGGUGACCACAACCACAACUAA